Aricia agestis (brown argus) is the source of this 2819-nucleotide messenger RNA. RefSeq names its product mesoderm induction early response protein 1. Gene Ontology annotation, molecular function: transcription corepressor activity; histone deacetylase binding. NCBI's taxonomy places the organism in Eukaryota, Metazoa, Arthropoda, Insecta, Lepidoptera, Lycaenidae. The coding region runs from base 216 to 1400 and encodes 394 amino acids. The record is from RefSeq and is a predicted model, not a curated record. Gene Ontology annotation, cellular component: nucleoplasm. The transcript has a single exon. Gene Ontology annotation, biological process: negative regulation of transcription by RNA polymerase II.
UGGCAACAAAAUUUAGGAAUGGAGUAGAGAUGGUUUGGUUCCGUGUCAAAAUAUUUUUGUUUUGUUGGUUAUAAUAUUCACAAAAAACAGCUAAUAAAGUGCAUAAUUUCUCACUGUAAAGAUUCUUAGAAGUUAUCCUACGGCAAAUAAAUGUGUACGAGUGCAUCAGUUGUCAUGUUUAAGCAGUUACUUUUUCAUAGAUCUUGGUGGUAGUCAUGUCAGAGUGUGCGCUGGUAGCCACAGUAAAUGAACACGAUGCCAGCAUGGAUGUGGGCAACGAUAAAUCUCUCUUCGAACCUACUAUUGAUAUGAUGGUAAAUGACUUCGAUGACGAGAGAACAUUAGAUGAAGAAGAAGCCUUGGCUGCUGGUGAGCAUCAGGAUCCCAAGGCAGAACUCAAUAGCCUACAACGAGAAGGUGAUAUGCCUUUAGAAGAACUACUCGCAUUAUACGGUUACAACAAGAAAAUGGAUAAAGUAGUACAAGAAGAACAGCCAGAAGUGGUUCCAGAAGAAAAUGGUAAAACGGAGUCUGCUCUCCAACAGUUAUACACAGAAACUACGAGCCCUGAAGCGACGCGUUGUUUGAGAUCUGGCUCUAGACCUCCUUCAGAAGAAGAAGAUGACUAUGACUAUAGUCCAGAUGAAGAUGAUUGGAAAAAAACUAUCAUGGUCGGUAGCGAUUACCAAGCAGGGAUUCCUGAGGGGCUUUGUAGCUAUGAUGAUGCCUUACCUUAUGAGAAUGAAGACAAAUUGCUUUGGAACCCCAGUGUACUUGAUGAGAAAGAAAUUGAAGAAUACAUGAGAACAAUCUGUGCUAUGAAUUCUGGAACUGGUGUAGAUGCUGUACCAAGAGGUAGGCAACUGCGUGAUGACGAGGAAGCCUUAUUUUUACUGCAACAGUGUGGACACAAUGUUGAAGAAGCUCUCAGAAGGCGGAGAAUUUCUGCUCAAGCACCUUCCCAUGCCAGUGUGUGGUCAGAAGAGGAAUGUAGGAAUUUUGAAAGUGGAAUAAAAAUGCACGGCAAAGAUUUCCACCAAAUACACCAACAGAAGGUAAGAACUCGGUCAGUAGGUGAAUUAGUACAAUUUUAUUAUAUUUGGAAGAAAACUGAGAGACAUGAUAUAUUUGCCAAUAAAACUCGUUUAGAAAAGAAAAAGUACACCCUUCAUCCUGGCCACACGGAUUAUAUGGAUAGGUUCUUAGAGGAACAAGAAGUAACAGGGCCGAGUAUGGUCAGGCCUGUGUCACCGACUAUGAUGGUCUCACCUAUGAUGGUAUGUUCACAGCCCGAUCCAUUAGCUCUUGGUGAGAAGGAAGUGUUUUCCCAGUUAAAUUCUCAUACUUCUCCUCCAAGAAAAAAUGUUAAUGAGGAACCUGAACCAGAAACAAUUUCCUAAUACAAGCAUUUUAGGUCAUGUCAAAAUACAGAAUGGCAUGAGUGCUUUUGAUAUUAUACUAAAUAAAAGUGUUUUUUCAAUAGGAAGCCUUCAUUCAUAAUGAAAAAUCUGAAGCUAACCUAUAUUUUGCUUAGUCUAUGAGCUAACAUAGAAUUGUUCAAAUCCUAUGAUUACUGGUUGUUGGUUGUGCCUAGUGAAAAGACACAUCUAAAGAAUGGUAAAUGUAAGCAAAGUGAUUUCUUUUAAACAUAUUAUUUAUAAAUAUAUUUUUAUAAAUUUGACCUCAUAUCUUAAAGUAGUAAAUAGUGCAAUGUAAAUAUAUAUAAAUAGAGGCAUUCGACAUAAUAUAAUGGAUAAGACAGGUUGUUAUAUUUCAUGAAUUUUGAUUUAUGAGUAAACAAUAUGAAUUCAAAAUUGAAUGUUACAAUUAAUAUGAAUGAGGAUUCUAAUUUUUGACAAACUGUAGGACACAUAAAGGGCUGGAAAAUUCAGUUAAAGGUAUUCAAUUCAUAAAACUUUGGUAAAAAAUGAGAUACUUUGUCAAAUACAAAUCACAAUGUUUUACCUUAACCGCAAUAGCUUUGUAUGUACCUAUGCCUAAUGGUCAAUACUCACUAUCGGUAUUACUCAAUAGUAGAUACUCCAAAUUGAGUAAAAAUGAUUGUGUGGACCACAAAAAUUACAACUCAAAGGCUCGCAUAAAGCCGGCUUGAUGGAAUUUAAAAAAUCAAAUUUCCAUCUAGCUUACUCGACACGAGUAAGAGUUGACACAGUUACACUAUCGAGCAAAACUGUAUGUGAGUACUUAGCAUUAGUUUUUAUUAUUCCUAGUGUAAAGCAGUAUAAUAUUAUGUUCCAUAAUGGCCGUGUAGUACAGUAUUUUAGUUGUAAAGCUAACUUAAAAGUUGAUGUAACCUUUUAAAUAUAAAUUUAGUUUAGAUUUUUAGUUUUAACUAUAUCUGACGUAAUAUUAUCGUGUAUUUACAUAAUAUGAGUAAUUCUAAGCCAUUUUUCUAUCUAUUUAUAUAUCUUAUAUUUUUAAGUACUUCUUUUCUAUCUUAAUUUUGAAUAUUAGGUAUAAUUUUAUUAGUAAUAACAAAUCUGUUAAAAUAUUCCUGCUAUAAAAAUGUGAAUAUAAGUGGCAUUUAUGUUUAUUAAAACGACCAUGGGUAAAUAUUGAGAUAUGGCACUGAAAGUCAUAAAAAUGUUUUGAAGUUCUGUGUCUCCUCUCCUAGGUUCGAGCUAUAGCAUGGUUUGCAAUUAAGGAAAACAGAAUCACAUUAUAAUAUUUUGUCCAUAUUUUCAGAAACAAAGUGAUCUAUUCAUUCUAAUAUUAUAAAAAGAUAAUAUGUUAAAAUAAAGCUAAAGCUAGGGUAAGACAUUAAUUUAUUUGCUAAUAAUAACUCUGAAUACUUAAUU